AUGCAAGAUCCACCUAAAACACCUGAUGAUUUGAGGCCAAAGUCUAAGAAGACCACCGCAGGAAUGGCAACAGGAAAAAGUCAGUGGAAGGAGGUGAUAGAAGCACUCAGUGUUCUCCAGUGGGUGCUCUCGUUCCUGUUCAUGGGAUUAUCAUGCGCUAUACUGAGCGUCUAUCUCAUGUUCACGUCUCUGUGGCCAUUGGCUGCAUUGUCCCUUCUGUGGCUGGCAAUGGACUGGCACACCCCUGAGAAAGGAGGCAGAGGAACCACGUUUGUAAGAAAAUGGAAAAUAUGGGAGCACUUCAGGGACUUUUUUCCAAUAAAGUUGAAAAAGACAGCAGAAUUGGGUCCAAAUAAGAAUUACAUUUUGGGUUGCCAUCCACAUGGCAUUAUGAGCGUUGGAGCUUUCAGCUGCUUCUCCACAGAGAGCUGUGGCUUCUCAGAGUUGUUCCCUGGAGUGCGCUCCCGUGUGGCCAUCCUGGCGGGGCUGUUCAGAAUCCCACUGUUUCGAGAGUACAUCAUGUGUGCAGGCCAUUAUCCUGUCAGCAAAGCCAGUCUCAUACACCUUCUUUCAAAGAGUGGCAAAGGUAAUGCAGUAGUGAUCGUCAUAGGGGGCGCUGCUGAGUCGCUCGCCUCAUCUCCUGGUGCCAACACAGUGGUUAUAAAGCAGAGGAAAGGAUUUGUCAAAUUAGCCCUGGAGUUUGGGGCGGACCUGGUGCCUGUGUACUCCUUUGGGGAGAAUGAACUCUUUAAGCAAGUGAUUCUCACAGAAGGCACCAUUGGCCGAACUAUACAAGAUCUAUUUAAAAAAAUCAUGGGCUUUGCUCCAUGUUUAUUUGUUGGUGAGAAAUGGGCCUUUCUUCCAUUUAGGAAGCCAGUCACCACUGUCGUGGGAAGUCCCAUUUCUGUGCCUAAACGUGUAUCACCCACAAACGAGGAAGUGGAUCAUUAUCACAAACUUUACAUGGAGGGUCUGACUAAGUUAUUUCACGAGCAUAAGGUCAGCUGUGGUCUCUCGGAGGGGCACAAGCUACUCCUCAUUUGA
Messenger RNA from Knipowitschia caucasica, 1044 nucleotides. The record is from the annotation of a GenBank genome assembly. NCBI's taxonomy places the organism in Eukaryota, Metazoa, Chordata, Actinopteri, Gobiiformes, Gobiidae.